UCAAAGAGGGGGAAAACAGAAACUUCAAACUGAAAUGACAGGCAUAUACAGCCAAAUAUGAUUUUCGUUUUGACAAAUUAAAGGCUAUUGGACAUCACACCAAUCACCAUCAAGAUUUGAAUAUCACACACACACACACACACACACAACAACACCAUCAUCAACAACAACACAUUAUUAUUAGUGCAAUCAACAGUAUCUCUCCAGAUGCAACCAUAAAAACCAAACUUUUGGGUUUGAUUUCACAAGACUGGCCCCUGCCUCCUCUUUUGCAUCAGUAAUGGAAGAUAGCAACUGGGAUCGUUCUACUAAGCCUGAGGGGCUAAAUUUUGAUCACUGCAAUCCCAAUUCAAGCCAGGAAGCUUCUCUUCUUCUUCCAUGGAUGAUCAAUCCUCAGUUUUCAAGCUCAAAUGAGUUCUUCCCUUCAUUUUCAACUCCAUCAGAAGGAAUUAUUGUUGAAGAUAGAGCAGCUUCUGCUUCAAAAAGCCAUAGCCAAGCAGAAAAGAGACGUAGAGACAGAAUCAAUGCUCAGCUUGCAACUCUUAGGAAACUCAUUCCCAAAUCUGAUAAGAUGGAUAAAGCAGCUUUGUUGGGAAGCGCAAUCGAUCAAGUGAAAGAUCUGAAACGAAAAGCAAUGGAAGCCAGCAAGAACAUGACAGUUCCAACAGACAUGGAUGAAGUAACUAUUGACUCCACUGUGGUUGAAGACAAUAGCAGGAAUAACAUUGCGAUAAAGGUAUCGGUUAGUUGUGACGAUCGGCCAGAACUGUUCACAGAGCUCAUCCAAGUGAUCAAAGGAUUGAAGCUCACAACAAUAAGAGCUGAUAUGGCCAGUGUUGGUGGUCGCAUUAAAAGCAUACUUAUCCUUUGCAAUAAAGAUGGUGAAAAAAGUGUCUGCUUAAACACUGUUCAGCAGUCUCUUAAAUUAGUUUUAAGUCGAAUGUCAUCGUCAUCAACUGCCUCAACCUAUCGUAUUAGAAGUAAACGACAGAGGUUCUUCCUCCCUUCGCAAUAUUCAAAGUAGUUUCUCUUCAAUUAUUUAACCAAGAAUAGAGUUAUUGAUUGAAAACCAUGCUUCAAUACAAUCACAAUGGAUUGAACGAAUGAUACAAGGCAAAAGCUGAAGCUAAAGCCAACAACUGUUUCUAAUUAGAACGAGAGAGUUUUGCUGUUGAGAUUCCAAGUUGGAAAACAAAACUAGAUAGGUAAAAUCCAUCAAAAGAUUCGUUAAAGUGUAGUAUUGGAAAGACGGACGAGUCAAAGAACACCAAUAUGUCUCAUUAUGUUAGUUUUCCCUUGACACAACAUAUAGCAACUUUUCAUGAAGUAUUAAGAUCAUGGCGUACUUAAACAGCCUUGCAUUGACCGAAGAGGUGUAACAUAAAUGAUUAGUAAAGAAAAAAAUUCAUAGUA
Messenger RNA from Cucumis sativus (cucumber), 1413 nucleotides. RefSeq names its product transcription factor bHLH51. The record is from RefSeq and is a predicted model, not a curated record. NCBI's taxonomy places the organism in Eukaryota, Viridiplantae, Streptophyta, Magnoliopsida, Cucurbitales, Cucurbitaceae. Gene Ontology annotation, biological process: regulation of DNA-templated transcription. The transcript is spliced from 2 exons. Bases 281 to 1024 code for a protein of 247 amino acids. Gene Ontology annotation, molecular function: protein dimerization activity; DNA-binding transcription factor activity.